Messenger RNA from Artibeus jamaicensis (Jamaican fruit-eating bat), 3679 nucleotides. RefSeq names its product ral guanine nucleotide dissociation stimulator (gene RALGDS). The coding region runs from base 96 to 2816 and encodes 906 amino acids. Gene Ontology annotation, molecular function: guanyl-nucleotide exchange factor activity. Gene Ontology annotation, cellular component: plasma membrane. Gene Ontology annotation, biological process: Ras protein signal transduction; positive regulation of GTPase activity. The transcript is spliced from 18 exons. Lineage: Eukaryota; Metazoa; Chordata; Mammalia; Chiroptera; Phyllostomidae. The record is from RefSeq and is a predicted model, not a curated record.
GCGGGCACAGAGCGCAGGCAGCGCCGAGCCGCGCGGGCCUGUGCCGCCCCGGGUCCCGCGGCUCGGCCGGCCGCCCGCGCCGCUGCGAGCCGUCCAUGGUACAGCGCAUGUGGACCGAGGCGGCCGGGCCUGGGGCCGGCGCCGAGACGCUGUUUCCGGGCUCCCGGCGGAGCCGCAGCGUGUGGGACGCGGUGCGCCUGGAGGUGGGCGGCCCCGACAGCUGCCCGGUGGUGCUGCACAGCUUCACACAGCUAGACCCUGACCUGCCGCGCUUGGAGAGCUCCACGCAGGAGAUCGGAGAGGAGCUGGUCAACGGGGUCGUCUACUCUGUCUCGCUGCGCAAGGUGCAGGUGCACCAGGGUGCCACCAAGGGCCAGCGCUGGCUGGGGUGUGAAAAUGAGUCGGCCCUGAACCUGUACGAGACCUGCAAGGUGCGGACGGUGAAGGCGGGCACGCUGGAGAAGCUGGUGGAGCACCUGGUGCCCGCCUUCGAGGGCAGCGACCUCUCCUACGUCACCAUCUUCCUGUGCACCUACCGGGCCUUCACCACCACCCAGCAGGUCCUGGACCUGCUCUUCAAAAGCAGGUACGGUAGAUGUGACGCCCUCACGGCCUCCUCUAGAUACGGAUGCAUCCUCCCGUACCCCCACGAGGACGGUGGGCCCCAGGACCAGCUGAGAAAUGCCAUCUCCUCCAUCCUGGGCGCUUGGCUGGACCAGUACUCCGAGGACUUCUGCCAGCCCCCCGACUUCCCCUGCCUCCGGCAGCUGGCAGCCUACGUGCAGCUCAACAUGCCUGGCUCCGACCUGGAACGCCGCGCACACCUCCUCCUGGCUCAGCUAGAGCAGGCAGAGCUGGAGGCUCUAUCGCCAACUCCAGCUCCAGAGCCAGCGCCGGUGCCAGCUCUAGCGCCCAGUCCCAUGCCAGAGCUAGAGCCAGCUCUAACACCAGCUUUAGCGCUCAGUCCAACACCAGCUCUAGCGCCCAGUCCAGUAUUGGUUUCAGGGCAAGAGCUAGUCUUGGCUUCAGAGCUUGAGCCGGAUCUCAAACCAGCUCCAGAGCGAGAGCCAAUGCCAGCACUGGCUCCAACACCCACUCCAGAGCUGGAGGCAGCUCUGUUGAGAACUCUAGAGCUAGGGCCAGCUCCAGCACCAGAGCCUUCCUGGCCUUCGCCUGUGGCUGCAGAGAAUGGGCUGAGCGAGGAGAAGCCUCACCUCUUGGCGUUCCCUCCGGACCUGGUGGCAGAACAGUUUACCCUGAUGGAUGCGGAGCUGUUCAAGAAGGUGGUGCCCUACCACUGCCUGGGGUCCAUCUGGUCCCAGCGUGACAAGAAGGGCAAGGAGCACCUGGCUCCCACCGUCCGUGCCACUGUCACCCAGUUCAACAGUGUGGCCAACUGCGUCAUCACCACCUGCCUCGGCGACCGCAGUGCCACGGCCAGGGACAGGGCCAGGGUGGUGGAACACUGGAUCGAGGUGGCCAGGGAGUGCCGAGCGCUCAAGAACUUCUCGUCUCUGUACGCCAUCCUCUCCGCCCUGCAGAGCAACGCCGUCCACCGGCUGAAGAAGACGUGGGAAGAAGUUUCCAGGGACAGCUUGCGGGUGUUUCAGAAGCUGUCGGAGAUUUUCUCAGAUGACAACAACUACUCACUGAGCCGAGAGUUGCUCAUCAAGGAGGGGACCUCCAAGUUUGCCACCCUGGAGAUGAACCCCAAGAGGGCCCAGAAACGGCCAAAGGAGACGGGUGUCAUCCAGGGCACCAUCCCCUACCUGGGCACGUUCCUCACGGACCUGGUGAUGCUGGACACCGCCAUGAAGGACUACCUGUAUGGGAGGCUGAUCAACUUCGAGAAGAGGAGGAAGGAGUUUGAAGUGAUCGCCCAGAUCAAGCUGCUCCAGUCGGCUUGCAACAACUACAGCAUCGAGCCCGAGGAGCAGUUCGGGGCCUGGUUCCGCGCCACACAGCGGCUCAGCGAGACCCAGAGCUACAACCUGUCCUGUGAGCUGGAGCCCCCCUCCGAGUCAGCCAGCAACACCCUGAAGGCCAAGAAGAACACAGCCAUUGUGAAGCGCUGGAGCGACCGCCAGGCCCCCAGCACAGAGCUGAAUACCAGCGGCAGCUCGCAUUCCAAGUCCUGUGACCAACUCAGGUGUGGCCCCUACCUCAGCGGCGGGGACGUCGCCGACGCACUCAGCGUGCACUCAGCGGGCUCCUCCAGCUCCGACGUGGAGGAGAUCAACAUGAGCUUCGUCCCGGAAUCCCCCGACGGCCAGGAGAAGAAGUUCUGGGAGUCGGCCUCGCAGUCGUCGCCCGAGACCUCCGGCAUCAGCUCGGCCUCCAGCAGCGCCUCCUCCUCCUCGGCCUCCACCACGCCCGUGGCCGGCACCCGCACCCACAAGCGCUCCGUCUCAGGGGUCAGCAGCUGCAGCGUCUCGCUGCCGCUCUACAACCAGCAGGUGGGCGACUGCUGCAUCAUCCGGGUCAGCCUGGACGUGGACAACGGCAACAUGUACAAGAGCAUCCUGGUGACCAGCCAAGAUAAGGCCCCAGCUGUCAUCCGAAAGGCCCUGGACAAACACCACUUGGAAGAGGGCGAGCCGGAGCAUUACGAGCUGGUGCAGGUUAUCUCGGAUGAGCGGAAGCUGAAGAUCCCUGACAACGCCAACGUGUUCUACGCCAUGAACUCCGCUGCCAACUACGACUUCGUCCUAAAGAAACGGACCUUCACCAAGGGGGCAAAGGUCAGGCACGGGGCCAGCUCCACCCUCCCCCGCAUGAAGCAGAAGGGACUCAAGAUUGCCAAGGGCAUCUUCUAGCGGGUCCCUCGGGCUGGCCCAGCCACAGGCCUGCCCUUUCCAGGAUCGGGCUGGCCGAGCAGUGAGCCAGUCACAGACGACAGUGGCACCAGCCAGGCAGGCGCCUUCCAGGGCCCUGCCUGCCAGCCCAGGCCACCCCGACUCCGGUUUCACCCUGGACCUCUCUCACUGCCAGGAUUGACGCCUGCCCGUCCACAGGCUGACCUGGCCUCCCGUGGACCACUUGCCGCCUUAGGUGCCUUCUGCUCUCUGGACCCAGAGGACUUGCCGACUUUGCCAAGGAGUGCUGCCAAGGGGCAUGGAGCCCUGCCCGCCACUGGGCACGCUCUCACUACACCUCCCUCACACCCGCCCAGGUGUGGGUCACUGCCACUCGUGCCCACGGGCACUCCGGGGCGCCCGCUCACCUGCUGGGCCCGACCACUGCAGCUCUCUCCUCACAGCCACGGGCACCGGCCGUGCCACUGCCAGGUCCCGGCCCUCCACCACCACUCCAGCCUUCCUCAGGCCGCACCAAAGAUUCCAUCGUCAGGGCCAGCUGAGAGGGAGCCCGCAGCCCACCCCGGCCCGCCCCAGGAGAGGAGAGGCCCUCCUCACGGACCCCUCUCUGCUCGGUGCACGAGGGCAGUCUUGGCCGGGGCCGUCAACGUCACGUCUCAGGACACUGCAGGUGCCACUCAGCACCGCGCCCUGGGCUUCAGGAGACUGAGACCGCACAGGACGGGGUCUGUGGGAAAGGAGGACUGGGGGGGGCAUUGAGUAUUUGUAUAAAAGGCAAAAACCAUGUUUACCAGUUGGGGAGGGGCAAUAUUUAUUUGUUGUAAAUAGAAAAUGCUAGACUUGAAUAUUAUAUUAAAAUCCUG